GCCCGCAUCGCUUGCAUCGCCUGCAUCACUUGCAUCGGCCCCGACAAAUCCUGGGCCGGACUCUGGAUCCUAUCGCCGUCUGUGAGGGCAUUCCGCUUGCUGCAUCCGCAGGUCACAACGAACAUUUCAUCAUCAAACACUCGGAUCGUGGGCCAGGAUGACACCCAAAACUCUUCCGCAGCAGCAGCCAUCGGUUCGCACCUAUCUGACUCGGUCGAGGAAGGCAUCGCUGCCGUCACAGGCGGCCGCCGCUGCAGGCCUCGGAAAGCACGACUCUCAGGCCACCAGCGAGUCGCCUCUUCCCCGUCGCAAUUUGCGCAAGCGACCUUACGGCGACCUCGCGACCCCGACCAAACUUGUCGACGACUCCCUGUCUGCCUCUCCGGCCCCGAAAGAGUCUCGCGUUCUCAAGCGACGCAAACUGAAGAUCAAAGAUGAUGUCGAGGAUGGAUCAAGCGAGUUUGCCGAGGACCAGAUUCGUGGAAAGGAGCUGGAGGCCCCCAGAGAGCCCCCCGUGCGGUCGAGCAUCGUGCCUGCUGCACCGGCUCUCUCCGAAGUAUCUGAGGCCCCGCCCGUCCCGCUGGACAUCAUCCAACGCCAGACCCGCAUCGCUCAAGACCCAACGAAACCUGUCCCACAAUCACGCCUUCCGCCCGACAGUCCCGUCCUGUCGACAUUCGACGGCCCGCCGUCCGUGGCCGAGCCUUCAGCGGAGCCGUCCGUCAAGCCUGUCGAGCGGGCAUUGCGGAAUGUCAAAGCCAGCGAUGCGGCAGAUCGAGCCAAGGCCCCAACCGAGACUGAACUUGAGUCUCCAGAUGCAGGCAGCAUCCAUGACCAUAUUAGCAUUCUCGAAGAGAAACGGCUGGCCUAUCUCGACCGUCGACUCAGCCUCGACAAAUCACUGAGCCGUCAGGCAGCCGCGCCGACCCUGUUUCGGACUGUGGCCCCGACCCAUCUCUCCGCGAGUGCAUCAUCACUCUACACCCAGAUCGGCCAAGUCGACAGCAAGCUGAGUCUGCCACCUAAAUACGAGGGCCUGGAGCAGCAGUUUUGCGAGCUGGAGCGGGCCCUGGCACUAUUUAAAGCUCGGGACAAGGCGGCCAACUUUGAAGACCUGAAAGUCACAAUCCGACUUGCCUCACGAUCGUACGUAUCCCAUCGCAAGUAUUUUUAAGGGCUGUAGGGCAGUUCGAAUGCGCCAUGGAGCGACAAGCAGCAUGGUCGCGUUAUACGAUUAUCACAACGUGUUCUGGAGGGAGGGAGGUGUGAUUGAGGAAGGAGAC
Molecule: messenger RNA, 1283 nt
Organism: Polychytrium aggregatum
Lineage: Eukaryota; Fungi; Chytridiomycota; Chytridiomycetes; Polychytriales
Exons: 2
Coding region: 158-1174 (338 amino acids)
Source: RefSeq, a predicted model, not a curated record